Molecule: messenger RNA, 1475 nt
Organism: Culicoides brevitarsis
Lineage: Eukaryota; Metazoa; Arthropoda; Insecta; Diptera; Ceratopogonidae
Product: zinc finger protein 367-like
Exons: 3
Coding region: 154-1296 (380 amino acids)
Biological process (GO): regulation of transcription by RNA polymerase II
Molecular function (GO): DNA-binding transcription factor activity, RNA polymerase II-specific; RNA polymerase II cis-regulatory region sequence-specific DNA binding
Source: RefSeq, a predicted model, not a curated record
UUGGGCGCAAAAUGACAACAAAAAAUAUUUUCGGUCAAUUUUUGUGCAUUUUCUGAGCUCCAGCAGGUCAAUUCUGUGUAAAAGUGCGCCUCCGAGGCCCCCUUGUAUCCCGUAAAAGUGAAAUCCAGUGACAAAGUGUGCAGCAAAAAAGCGAUGAAUUUGGACGACUCGAAUAGUUUUGCGUUGGAACAGCAUACGCCAACGCGAGUUCGUACCUCUUUACAGACAAUUUACAGCCCGAGUGACUCGAGUGGCGAUUCUUCGGCAGUUCUUUCGCCCAAUUUGAUCCUGAACAGUGCCGGAGGAACAUUUGCAACGAGUUUUAGUAGCCCAUCGCCGAGUAGUUCGUCGAAAAUAUCGCCAAGGUCGUCGUCGUCGUCGAAACGGGGACGUCCCAAAAGCGAAACUCUCACAAAUUUGAUAAUUGAAGGCAAGGAUUCUCCGUCGAACAUCAAGUGCAAGUACUGUAGUCGCGUAUUUCCGCGAGAUAAAUCCCUCAACGCCCACGAACGCAUCCAUUUGGGGGUUAAACCAUACAUUUGCGAUUAUCCGGGAUGCACGAGAGCCUUUACGCAAAGUGGGCAAUUAAAGACACAUCAGAGAUUGCAUACAGGAGAAAAGCCCUUCAAAUGCAGCGAACCGUCCUGCAACAGUCGCUUCACGCACGCAAAUCGCCAUUGCAGCCUCCAUCCUUACAGUAGCUUGAUCCGUUGCGAGGAUUCCGUGCUCGAUCAAAGCUACAUUGCCGAACAGAACACCGAAGUCCUCAAAUGGCUCGAAAAAUAUCGCUCACUCCGCGACGAUCGUACACCGAAACGCAAAAAGCUCAACGCAACCAACGACGAAAAUGUCAGCGGAACACCUGUAGCGACGCCAACAAGUGCCUCGAGCAUCACGUCGCCCUUCUACGAGCCGCAUCACAUUGUAAAUAACCCCAAAAGUCGCAAAGGCCUGAUGCUCGGCGAGUUGGAUAUGAAUGCGGGUCAGGGAAGUCCAACGUCGUCGAAAAUGCACGCAAACAGCUACGGCACGCCCAAAGUGAUAAAAUGGCAAGAUGCGGAAGACGAAGAAGAAGAAGAGGAAGGAGAUUCGUCGUCGCGGGAUUUAUCGCCGAUUAAUCCGAAGAAACGAUGGCUUUCGUAUGCGUGGCAGGAGGAAUGUCUCGCAAAGCCCCUCGAUCAAAGUUCGGCAAAUGUAUUAGAGGCAAAUCAAAAUAGACCGUCAGUGCUGAUGAUCGCGAAACGGGAUACCGUGGCGCCCGUUGUACUCGAUAGCGAGAAUUUGGUUAUUAAAUAAGACGUUUGAGGAGAUUUUUUCGAUUUUUUUCUUAAUUUGUUUACAUUUCGUACUGUAGCGAAGCCCGAGAGGCCUUGAAGAGUUUUUUUUGUUCGUUCUUGAGAUGCUAUCGAAUCAGAAACUGAUAAUUUUAAUUGUUUUGAUAAAUAUUAGCUUGUAAGAAAUAAAGUUUAUAGUAC